GAAGGUUCUAGAAAAGCGGCGGCAGCGGCUCUAGCGGCAGUAGCAGCAGCGCCGGGUCUGGAGUGGAGGUGCUCCAGCGGUGUUGUUUCUCGAGCAGCGGCAGUUCUCACUACAGCGCCAGGACGAGUCCGGUUCGUGUUCGUCCGCGGAGAUCUCUCUCAUCUCGCUCGGCUGCGGGAAAUCGGGCUGAAGCGACUGAGUCCGCGAUGGAGAGAGAAAAGGAACAAUUCCGUAAACUCUUUAUUGGUGGCUUGAGCUUUGAAACUACAGAAGAAAGUUUGAGGAACUACUACGAGCAAUGGGGAAAACUUACAGAUUGUGUGGUAAUGAGGGAUCCUGCAAGCAAAAGAUCAAGAGGAUUUGGUUUUGUGACUUUUUCUUCCAUGGCUGAAGUUGAUGCUGCCAUGGCUGCAAGACCUCAUUCAAUUGAUGGGAGAGUGGUUGAGCCAAAACGUGCUGUUGCAAGAGAGGAAUCUGGAAAGCCAGGGGCUCAUGUAACUGUGAAGAAGCUGUUUGUUGGUGGAAUUAAGGAAGAUACUGAGGAACAUCAUCUUAGAGAUUACUUUGAGGAAUAUGGAAAAAUUGAUACCAUUGAGAUAAUUACUGACAGGCAGUCUGGAAAGAAAAGAGGCUUUGGAUUUGUUACUUUUGAUGACCAUGAUCCUGUGGAUAAGAUUGUGUUGCAAAAAUACCAUACUAUCAAUGGUCAUAAUGCAGAAGUAAGAAAGGCUUUGUCUAGACAAGAAAUGCAAGAAGUCCAAAGUUCUAGAAGUGGAAGAGGAGGCAACUUUGGUUUUGGAGAUUCUCGUGGUGGCGGCGGAAAUUUUGGACCAGGACCAGGAAGUAACUUUAGAGGAGGAUCUGAUGGAUAUGGAAGUGGCCGUGGAUUUGGGGAUGGCUAUAAUGGGUAUGGAGGAGGACCUGGAGGUGGCAAUUUUGGAGGUAGCCCUGGUUAUGGAGGAGGAAGAGGAGGAUAUGGUGGUGGAGGACCUGGAUAUGGCAACCAGGGUGGGGGCUACGGAGGUGGUUAUGACAACUAUGGAGGAGGAAAUUACGGGAGUGGAAACUACAAUGAUUUUGGGAAUUACAACCAACAACCUUCUAACUAUGGUCCAAUGAAGAGUGGAAAUUUUGGUGGUAGCAGGAACAUGGGGGGACCAUAUGGUGGAGGAAACUAUGGUCCAGGAGGCAGUGGAGGAAGUGGGGGUUAUGGAGGGAGAAGCAGAUACUGAGCUUCUUCCUAUUUACCAUGGGCUUCACUGUAUAAAUAGGAGAGGAUGAGAGCCCAGAGGUAACAGAACAGCUUCAGGUUAUCGAAAUAACAAUGUUAAGGAAAAUCUUAUCUCAGUCAUGCAUAAAUAUGCAGUGAUAUGGCAGAAGACACCAGAGCAGAUGCAGAGAGCCAUUUUGUGAAUGGAUUGGAUUAUUUAAUAACAUUACCUUACUGUGGAGGAAGGAUUGUAAAAAAAAAUGCCUUUGAGACAGUUUCUUAGCUUUUUAAUUGUUGUUUCUUUCUAGUGGUCUUUGUAAGAGUGUAGAAGCAUUCCUUCUUUGAUAAUGUUAAAUUUGUAAGUUUCAGGUGACAUGUGAAACCUUUUUUAAGAUUUUUCUCAAAGUUUUGAAAAGCUAUUAGCCAGGAUCAUGGUGUAAUAAGACAUAACGUUUUUCCUUUAAAAAAAUUUAAGUGCGUGUGUAGAGUUAAGAAGCUGUUGUACAUUUAUGAUUUAAUAAAAUAAUUCUAAAGGAAA
This is a messenger RNA of Budorcas taxicolor (takin), 1748 nucleotides long. It is a transcript of the gene HNRNPA2B1, whose product is annotated as heterogeneous nuclear ribonucleoprotein A2/B1. The record is from RefSeq and is a predicted model, not a curated record. The coding region runs from base 207 to 1232 and encodes 341 amino acids. NCBI's taxonomy places the organism in Eukaryota, Metazoa, Chordata, Mammalia, Artiodactyla, Bovidae. The transcript has 11 exons. Gene Ontology annotation, molecular function: RNA binding.